Molecule: messenger RNA, 624 nt
Organism: Sungouiella intermedia
Lineage: Eukaryota; Fungi; Ascomycota; Pichiomycetes; Serinales; Metschnikowiaceae
Source: the annotation of a GenBank genome assembly
AUGUCUUACAACGACGACUCUUACAACAGAAACGACUCUUAUGAUGACAACAACAAGUCCACCUUGGGAAAGGUAGGUGACAAGAUCAAGAGUGCUUUCGGUAAGGAUGACGACAACUCCCGCUCCGGAAGAGACAAUGACAACUAUGGAUCCUCGGGUAGAGACAACUAUGGUUCUUCUAACACCGACACUUUCGGCUCUUCCAACACUGACUCGUAUGGAUCCUCUGGUAGAGACACCUAUGGUUCCUCCAACACUGACUCGUACGGCUCUUCCGGUAGAGGCGGAGACACUUACGGUUCCUCGGGUAGAGAUACCUUCGGCUCUUCCAACACUGACACCUUCGGUUCCAACACCGACUCGUACGGUUCUUCUGGUAGAGACAACUUCGGCUCUUCUAACACUGACUCGUAUGGUUCCUCAGGUAGAGGUGACGCUUAUGGCUCCUCUGGUACUGACAACUUCGGCUCUUCUGGCAGAAGAGAUGAUGACAACUUUGGUUCCUCUGGCAGAAGAGAUGAUGACAACUUCGGCUCCUCUGGCAGAAGAGGUGAUGACAACUUUGGCUCUUCUGGAAGAGGCGGGGACUCUUACGGCGGUACCAGUGGUAGCAAUGUUUACUAA